UUCAGCAUCGCAUCCAUUUAUGACUCUGAACGUCUUCCUGCCAGGUGGCCAGUAGCACUUUGUGUGAUUCUGUCCUGAAUGGCUUUUCGCACUAUUUAACAUAACUUUAUCCCCAAACCUUCCCCUAAUUGUCCCGCAAAGUGCUAUCUUUGCGCGCCCCUUCCCCAUCUACAGCUAAUUGGUCGACGACCGACUCCAACGUUCUUUACGAUCGAAAGCUUAAAGAGUUCGAUUGUGGCGUUUCUUUAUUCAUUUAUUUCUGAUUUAUUCUUUACCGACUGCUUCGAAGGCAACAAAUAGACAAUGGCUCCCGGUGGCCGGCGAAGAACAAAUGCUUCGUUAAACCUUCUCUCCUCCUCGCCUGUUCUAUCCUUCGUCCUCCUCCCGUUCCUCCUUUUCUUUCUAAGCUUCCCCGCCUCGACCGCUGCCGCGGGUUCUGCAGUUCUCGGGAUCGAUGUUGGCACGGAAUACCUGAAAGCUGCUCUGGUGAAGCCCGGCAUCCCAUUGGAAAUCGUCCUCACCAAGGACUCGAAGCGCAAAGAGUCGGCAGCUGUCGCCUUCAAGCCCACGAGACAAAGCGAUGCUCUAUUCCCCGAGCGAUUCUAUGGCGGUGACGCACUCGCUCUCUCCGCACGAUACCCUGACGACGUCUACGUAAACCUAAAGUCACUGCUUGGUCUUCCCUUCAACGAUGGAAAAGGCGAACUGGUCGAGACAUACCAUGAGCGGUACCCAGCGUUGAGGUUAGAGAGCGCCCCCGGUGAGCGGGACACGAUCGGACUGCGCAGCAACAGACUCGGUGAGGAGGAGAAGAAGGACGCUUUCCUGGUCGAGGAGCUCUUGGCUAUGCAGUUGAAGCAGAUCAAAGCCAAUGCUGAUGCUUUGGCUGGCAAAGGUUCCGACGUCAGGGAUGCCGUCAUCACUUAUCCGGCGUUCUACACGGCUUAUGAGAGGAGAAGUCUUCAGUUGGCUGCAGAAUUGGCGGGCUUAAACGUCGAUGCAUUUAUUAGUGAUGGUCUGGCUGUUGGACUCAACUACGCCAUGAGCCGGACCUUUCCCAGUGUUACCGACGGACAGACGCCCGAGUACCACGUUGUAUACGACAUGGGCGCUGGAUCUACUACCGCCACCGUGCUUCGCUUCCAAAGUCGCACGGUCAAAGAUGUCGGAAAGUUUACCAAGACUGUUCAAGAAGUUCAGGUUCUGGGCUCGAGCUGGGAUAAGACCCUUGGUGGUGACUCUCUCAAUGACCUCAUCGUUGAUGACAUGAUCGCUCAAUUGAUUGAAGACAAGAAGUUGAAGGGCCGUGUUACAGCUUCAGAUGUGCGCGCGCAUGGAAAGACCAUGUCUAGGCUCUGGAAAGAUGCCGAAAAGGCUCGCCAGGUUCUUAGCGCCAACAGCGACACCAGCGCUUCCUUCGAGAGCCUCUUCGAGGAGGACGUCAACUUCAAGUACCGUUUGUCCCGACCCAGGUUUGAGGAGCUCGCAGAAUCACAUAUUGCACGCGUCGGAAAGCCACUCGAGCAGGCACUGGCGGCCGCUGGUUUGCAGCUGAGCGAGAUCGACUCGGUCAUUCUUCACGGUGGAGCAAUCCGUACUCCAUUUGUCCAGAAGGAACUGGAGAAAGUCUGCGGAGGCUCAGACAAGCUCCGAACCAAUGUCAACGCCGACGAGGCCGCCGUUUUUGGUGCUGCUUUCAAGGGAGCAGGCCUUAGCCCCAGCUUCCGUGUCAAGGACAUUCGCGCUAGCGAUGCGUCCGGCUACCCUGUUGUUCUCAAGUGGCCCUCAGAAUCUAAGGAAAGACAGCAGAAGCUCUUUACCCCUACUUCGCUAGUCGGACCUGAGAAGCAGGUCACGGUGAAAAACCUGGAAGACUUUGAGUUCAGCUUCUACCAGCAGGUUCUAACUACCGAAGACGUCGUAGAAGUACCUGUUCUCGGAGUGAAGACUCUUAACCUCACCGCAUCCGCCAACAAAUUAAAGGAGAGCUUCGGCUGUUCCGCUGCGAACAUUACCACCAAGUUCUCUGUUCGGCUCAGCCCCCGUGAUGGCCUCCCAGAGGUUUUGGGUGGCUCUGUCAGCUGCGAAGUGGAGCCAUCUAUGCUUGGAAGUGUUGUUGACGACGUCAAGGGAUUCUUUGGCUUGGGUUCCAAGAAAGAGGGACAGAUUCCCCUAGGUGAGGAUGGCGAGCCCAUUGAGCCUGUUACUCUGGAAGGUGAAGAGCCCCAAGAGUCAGCCACAUCUUCCGCCGAUGAGGCUGCCUCUACGGAUUCUGCAAAGGAGAGCAAGAAGGUUGCCUCCCAGCCCAAGUUGGAGUCAAUCCCCAUCAGCAUCACAGCAUCCCCUCUUGGUCUACCCGCUCCAACCCCCGCUGAACUCGCCCGCAUCAAGGCCCGCCUCGCCGCCUUCGACGCCUCAGACCGUGAACGCCUCCUCCGUGAGGAAGCCCUGAACGAGCUGGAAUCUUUCAUCUACAGAAGCCGUGACCUGGCCGAAGACGAAGAGUUUGCAAAGGUUCUCACACCCGAGCAGCUCGCCACCCUAACUGAGCGGGUUUCCACGGCCAGCGACUGGCUCUAUGACGACGGCGCCGACGCCAAAACUCCCGAAUUCAAGGAGAAGCUUAAGUUCCUUAAAGAAAUUGUCGAACCCGCCCUCAAGCGCAAGCAAGAAAACGCCGUUCGCCCCGCUCGCAUCCAACUCCUCCAAGAGUCUCUCAAGAACGCCCAGAUGGUCAUCAGUGUCAUGGAGAAGCAGAUUGCACAGGACGAGGAAAUCUACUCCAGCCUCGCCGCGUCAUCAUCCAGUACAUCCGAGAGCGAAUCCUCCACUUCAACUGCCGCCUCUGCAUCAACCGCGAUCGACCUCGACGACCUAGAAGACGACGCCUACGCAUCCUCCUCUUCUACAUCAACAGCCGAACCCUCCGCAUCCACCCCCGCCAUUCUAACCUACUCCGUCUUCCAACCCUCCGACUUAACCUCCCUAUCGGAGACAUACGAAACCGCCAACACCUGGCUCCAGGCCCGCCUCGCAGCGCAGGAGAAGCUCUCCGAAACAGACGACGCGGCUCUCACAGUCGCCGAGAUCGACACGAACCUCAAGCGUCUCGAGCGCGUCAUGAACCGCAUCUACGAGAAGAUGGGCGCCGCCGCAACGAGGAAAGCGUCGAAUGACAAACCCCCGAAGAAGAACGGUAAGAAGGACAAGGAGCAGGCCAAGGAGAAGGAGCCUGUGAAGGAGGAGUCCGCGCCGGAGAAGGAGAAGCCGACGUAUAAUAAGAAGGAUGAGUUGUGAUUGUCCAUAUGAACAUGGAUAUUCUUACCUACCAUAGCAUAACAUACUACCCCAUUGCUGGACAGACCUAUCUCUAUAGAUGGUUUGCUUUUAUGCGAAAAAUAUGAUACAAAGAAAAAGAAACGAACAGAGAGGAAACAUAGGUGGGCGUUCGGGGCCUGCUUCACUUGGGUUGAUUUUACUCUGCAAUGUGCACCGAGGCUUUGAUGGUCACUCAGCCGUCUUGAGAGAACUUUGAGCACCGGUCUCGCUGCUGUACACUAUUAAAACCAUUACUACCUAGGCCUAGUACCUAAGCUAGAUUGAGUAUGCUAUGUUACGCAUUAUGAAGCUAUAGUUACAGUACUACUGGUAGAAGCUUAAAUCGGGUGUUCGGAAACUGAAAAUUGAGCAUGUCAUUACUCCAAUUUAUGCGCUAUAAUACAAUAAAGCGAACCAGAACCAUCACCAGCCCAAACUAUCGAAUCAGGGGUAUUAUAUGCAGAAGCGCUCCUGGUACAACACCAAUAAUAAAACAUGAAAAAGAAACAGAAAAUGUAGAGUCCUGCCAAACAUCGAAGCCAGCCAAUGCUCGAUACUGUUAGUCUCUCAACACACCACAUAUAGAGCACAGAGGGAGAAAAAGAGGAAGGGAUCGAAGAUCACAUCUACAUCCCGCCCAUCUGCACCUCAUCGACAAUAUCCAUCUCAACCUCCUCGCGCCUCCUCAAGAACGCCGGCUCCUCGAAAUCAUCCACAUCCAUGGAGUUGCCGCCGACAGGCUUACUGUGUUUCACCCCGAGGAACCGACGUCGUUGCUGAUUGAGUCUUGGAGAGAGGAUUGUGCGGCCGUGCAUAUUCGUACCAGCAGCAUGGCUGACACUGUGAUGGGACAGGUUCAGACGCAGCGGGUCUUGCCAUUUGUUGUCCAUCUCAUCGAAACUUAGGUCGAUGUCUUCGUCAUCCUCGUAGGGCUCGAAGUUGAAAUCGUUGUGUGUGCGUUUCUUGAGCAUAGGGGGAGGAGUGCUGAAGGACUGCGAGUCAACGGACUCUUGGCCUGCACCUUUGAUUCCACGACGGGAGUUGGGGAGUGUGUGGGGGCAGAGUAGUGGUUGUGAGAGAGCGAGGAGGCAUUGGAGCUUGGGUGGGAGGAGGUCGAGAAGAAGGUUGUGAUGGGGGGUUGGAAGCGGCGUUUUUUGGAGGAGAGAUCGGGUUUGGAUGUGGAGGGAGGCAUGUUGGCGCUACGUAGUUAAGCGGGGUUGUAUGGAGGUGGAUUGAAGUAUGUAGGAAGUAAGGAAUGAGUCCGUGCCAGUGUUAGACUUUAUUGGAGUGAGAUGCAGAGGAAUCGAGGCGUAUGCAGGAUGACGACGGACAGAAAGAACAACCUUGUUGAAGAGGCUGGGGAUUCGAUGAUUCGCGGGCCGACGCGACCAAGACGCGGAAUUUAGCUCGGGACGCGAC
Molecule: messenger RNA, 4737 nt
Organism: Aspergillus calidoustus
Lineage: Eukaryota; Fungi; Ascomycota; Eurotiomycetes; Eurotiales; Aspergillaceae
Source: the annotation of a GenBank genome assembly